Molecule: messenger RNA, 1923 nt
Organism: Cladocopium goreaui
Lineage: Eukaryota; Dinophyceae; Suessiales; Symbiodiniaceae
Source: the annotation of a GenBank genome assembly
AUGCAGGGGCAUUCCCGUGGUGAUUUGUAUUCCGUUGUGGGCGUGGCACCAUCGAUCGGUGACAGUGACGUCCAUCCGGAUGACAGGAUGAGGGCCUUUAUGGCAAUCAAAGCGGCCUACAAGGCAACCUGCCGGGUUAUUCAUCCAGACAAGAGUCCGCACCCAGAAGCAAACCAAGCGCAAACCCUUUUGAACCAGGCAAUGACCACAUUAGAGUCUCCCAUUGCCAGGUCUGAGUUCAAUCGGGUAUUUCAAGCCAAGUUGGAAAAGUCUGCUGUUGAAUAUGAGAAGAAGAAAAAAAUCGCCAAAAUCACAGCCAGUAUUUCGAAAGCGGCAGCCCCUGCCCUUGCAAAGGCCAAAAAGAAAGAAGCAUCAGCUGACAGCACAAAAGCAGCAGGCGCAGACAAGCAACCGAAAACAGAUGCAAGCAAGAGCUCUUCGAGCUCUUCUGGGCAGAAGCCAAAUGAAAGUCCAGCUCCGAGCAAGGCAUCUGUUGAGCAGGAAUCGAAUGAAAUCAAGACAAGCAAGACAGAUGGGACAAACACAGAUCCAGCCAAGGGGUUGAAAUUCUGGGAUGUGGCGGGGUAUCAGUUGAGGCCCUUCAAAAUGUGGAUAUCAGUUAGAAUCGAUUCUUCGUCAGCCAGGAAGUUCCCAUACAAGGAGUGGCACAACGCAGAUGUCGCAAAGCGUGUUGCCACGCAGUUUGCCAAACAGUGCCACAGGAGACUUCUUGAGUUCAAGUUUGCAAAGAACAAGAAGGAAAAGAUUGGCUAUAUGAAUGAGAUUGGCAUCAAAUCGAUGACUGGCAAAGAAACCGUUUCUGAUUUGCAGACGCUUUUGGAACAGGCCCUUGUUCUGGGGAAGGUGAACCCGGUUGAAGAACACCUUCGUUCCGUAUUCAAAACGGAAAUCGGUGCGAAUACUGUGGACGCAGGAGCAUUCGUCAAAGAAUUUCCGAUCAAACAAGAUGCCGAACAUUGGCUAGACAUCCUACAGUCGUUGAACAAUAAGAAACUUCUCAAGGGGCAAGCUGAUCUUAUGAAGGCGGCCGCGGCGAACCGAAAGGCCACACAGGAGGCACAUGACAAGAUUCUCGCGGCAAAGAAGGUGUUUGUACCUGAAGAGAACCCAGCAUUCCAGCAAAAACCUUCUGAUGGUAAGGAUAUCUGGGCAGACAUGUUCACAAAGUAUGAGGAACCACCAAAAUCAGAACUCCCGGGUUCCUCCGUCCGUUUGCCCCAAGUGUGCCUGGAGAAGAUGAAAGUAAUAGGCUUCGAGGCUUCGCAGGUGGUUGGUGAGCUUUGGGGAUGGCAGCACAAGACUUUGGGUUGGCGUGUCAACCUCAUUUGCACCCACGAUGGCAGUGCUGGGAAAGCUUUUGAUGACAUUCCGGAUCAGGGCCCAAGAUCAAAGCCACGUUUGGCUAGAGAAAUCGAGCUUGCGAAGGUCGCUCGGGAAGAAUUCCUCCUCUUGUAUGCCAAGCAGCCCAAUUUUGAUGAGGUUCUUUUGGAGAGCUUGCAGGAGAACCCCCAAGUCCCCAUCGACUACGUUCAGACAAUUUGUCUGACCAGUGGCGUUUCUGUGCGUAUCACGCUCAGCCAAGAGGUUGCUGAUCAAUGUCCUGAUUUCCCUAGAGAUGCUGUCUAUGGGACUCGCUGCAAGCCCAUUGGCCACUUCUACUUCUCAUGGCUGACUGAUCCGGGGAGUGGAAAACGAAAUGCUGGCCACUAUGAAAUGCUUCUACCGACAGAAUCCAGUUUGAGCAUGAGGCUUCCAAAUCAUGUGAAACAUUUUCUCGAUGUUUCGCAAAAUGCUGGCCAAAUUCUUGCCAAACAAGAUGUGGCUUCACCCAAGGACACCGAGAGCACGAAGGAGUUUCAGUUGAGAAAUUGUGUCAAGCUGUCACUUAUAUGUGAUGGCUAG